UUUAUUUGUGGACUUUUGUAAUCAUAAUUUUAAUGGGCUAAAAAAAUUAUUUGAAAAAAUAAAUGGAAUAAAUAAAACUGUAAAAGGAAAAAUGUAAUGACACUUAAAAUUAAAUGACAAUUUGUGCUAAGGUGUAUAUCCACCGAAAGAAGUAAUUUUUGUUUUAAUCUAAAUGUGUAGUUUACAGUAAAUAGUAAUACACUGUAAUAUGUCACUAGGUUCAAUUCCUGGGAAAUUUGCAUGCUGAUAAAAUAAAUUCAUUACAGCUGAACAAACUUUCUGUAUAUGACGCGUUUGUGAGAGCCAGUAGACACUAAAGACACCAGCCGUCGGUCCAACCUCGAAAGAGCUCAUUGUCAGAUAUGUGGAAAACCAUGAUGUCACAUUAUGCAAAGCACUGCUGGAAAACGUUGACAGCGAGACUUUAAACUGGUGUUGAGUCUUUGGCGCUCAACUGCUGGUAGAUUCAGUUUAACACAGGAGUGAUGAAAGACUGGCAACUUGGAUUCUCUUCUAGAGCUCAAAAUAACAAAACAAGAGUUUCUUCCAUUUCUGGUGAAAAUUUCACACCAAGCAUCUUCAUGAAAGACUUGGAUUCACCUCCAGAAAGAAUGAGCACAUUAUCAGAAAAGAAGAGCAAUGGAAGUGAUGGGGAGAGCAUGAGAGAUGCCAUAGAAGAAAGGAUUUUUGAUUUCUCUCCAUCCUCCAUCAAUCAAAGUAAUCAUAUCAAGAAAACUGGCUUCAGAGCCAGACCUAAACUGGCAUCUGCUCAUGCCGUACUUUCAUCCAAGCUAGAAGAUCCAGCAGAAAUGCAGACAAAUGCAUAUGAGAAAGCAGAGGAUAUGAAACCAGAACCUCCGGAGAAUGUUUGCGUGGAUCCCCUACCAAUACCUGCAGGAGAAACGACCAAGGACAAAGACGUAGAAGAGAAGAAAGUGAAAGAGAGGGUUACGGUAGGUGAAAAUCUUGUUGAAGAUGGUUCAAAAGUGACAUUGAAUGCAGCAACUAGGAAAAGUCUGUGGAGAAGCAAGAUCGAACUGAGGGAAAGACUGAAGGAAGGGAUGCGGGAAAGGCUGGGAGCAAGUUUGGAGAGUAUCGAUGAGAGUAACGAGGGAGAUUUCGGCAACAAACAACGGCACAGGAAGAAGAGCUGGGGUUCAAGACAGAGAAACACAAAAACGCUUGGGUCGUCACGGGAUGGAGAACAUGAUGUGGAGGAAAGUAUGGAGAAAGAUGAGGAAGAAUUAGUUCCACACCCUGUUCUCUCUCGGGUUCUAUUUCACUCCUCAGCUUCAUCCUCUUCUUCCUUCAACAACUCCUCAGCAGAGAGCGAUGAGGUUUUCAGUGAAAAUGAGGACACUGCUGCCAGGAGAAAGACCAUGAAGAAGUGUCGAUCCUGGAGAACGUUUCUGACCAUGAUGCAGUGGUCCAAACGUACACAAAGCUCCUGGAUCCAGCUAGCAGGACACCAAGGUAACGUGAGGCUGAGUGAGGGUGGCGAGGUGUUGAAGAGGUUUUGUGAGGUGGAGGCCAUCUGUUUACAGGCCCUCAUGUCUGAUGCGCUCUGUCAGUUCGUGCCUCAUUAUUUCGGGCACAUCAGUCAGGAUGGAGAGCAAUACAUCCGACUAGAGGAUCUGCUUAGCGGGCUAAAAAAUCCUGUCAUCAUGGACUGCAAAAUGGGUGUCCGGACAUACCAAGAGGAGGAGAUCAUAAAGGCCAGAGGCAACGCCAGUGUACGCUCUGAUAUGUAUCAAAAGAUGGUGAAAGUAGAUCCGGCAGCUCCUACUGCAGAAGAACAUACACAGAAAGGUGUAACGAAGCUGCGUUACCUGCAAUGGAGGGAUGACAGCAGUUCCACCUCCUCACUGGGAUUCCGCAUAGAAGGCAUAGUGAUGGGAAAUGGUAAAGUAUUACGUGAAUUUUACAAGACACGCACAGAAGCUCAAGUGACAGAAACACUGUUAAACUUCACCAGGGGGCAGGUUCACAUUCUAGAGGCCUACGAAUCCAGAUUACAGGCACUGAAUGAAGCACUCAAGGAGUCAAUCUUUUUCAACAGACAUGAGAUCAUAGGCAGCUCUCUACUUUUCGUCCAUGACUGCAGCAGCAAAGCAAACAUAUGGAUGAUCGAUUUUGGAAAGACCGUUCCAACCCCAGAGGACGUCCACCUGAGGCACGAUAUUCCAUGGGUGGAGGGAAACAGGGAGGAUGGCUACCUCAUUGGUCUGACCUCGCUCAUCACAUUGCUGGGAGAAGCCAUCAAGCAAGCAGAGGAGCAAAGCUGAGAGUGACCUCAUAUAUAGCCUGUAUAGACUGUUUCACAGACAACAACAAACGCUACUGCGCAUGCAUGCUUUUGUGGCACUAGCGUAACUUCCGGUAGACAUCCUAAUAGAAUGUUUGCUGCGUAAAUCAGACGGAUUUAUUAAAAAAGCACAGUGAUCUGAGACCAACUUAUUAGCGCACACAAACCAGACGUUAACCUCGGGCCAGGUGCGUGCGCCCGAUGAAACUGUCUAUACUCACAUAUACAGAUGAUGUUCAUGUUGGAUCUAUCAAUACACAACCAUCCAGUCUUUUGGGCAUUAUACUUCUUUAAAGGUCUAUAAAGCUUUACACUUAACAGUAUUAACUAAGCACUUGUGUUGCUGUUGAUCUUUAAAUGUUCUUGUGGUAUUUGUUACCUUUUUUAACAUAUAAAAGUUUGUCUAUUAAA
Puntigrus tetrazona (Sumatra barb) is the source of this 2716-nucleotide messenger RNA. RefSeq names its product inositol-trisphosphate 3-kinase B. The coding region runs from base 486 to 2285 and encodes 599 amino acids. Gene Ontology annotation, cellular component: cytoplasm; nucleus. Gene Ontology annotation, molecular function: inositol-1,4,5-trisphosphate 3-kinase activity; inositol tetrakisphosphate kinase activity. The transcript has 8 exons. NCBI's taxonomy places the organism in Eukaryota, Metazoa, Chordata, Actinopteri, Cypriniformes, Cyprinidae. Gene Ontology annotation, biological process: inositol phosphate biosynthetic process. The record is from RefSeq and is a predicted model, not a curated record.